CUGCCCCAGUGCUGUACCAGCGCACCACGCCCCCCCCCCCCUUCCACCCCGAGGCUUCCUCGCACCGAACGCGCACCGGGAGCGGGAGGCGGCUGCACGCCGGGGUUCAGCGCCCUGCUGGGGGUGAGCGGGGCUGCCCUGCGCCCGGACCCGGGGGAGGCGGCAGCGCGGCGGGGGCUGCCCGGUGCCAACCCCCGGGGGGGACGCACCCGCCCGGCCCCGCUCUGCCCGGCUCCCGCCUCGUUUUACGGUCGUGGAGAGGGAGGAAAAAUCCCAAACCAGGUCAAACUGGAGCAUUGCAACAAAACCUGAAAGGAUGAAUAGACACAGUAAUUCAUAACCUGCCAUUGCUUUGGUUGAGCUUUGGAACGGGCUGCUCAGAGAAGUAGUGGAGUCCCAACCCUGGAGCUGCGUAAAUGAGUAUGGAAGAUUAUGAUUUCCUCUUCAAAAUUGUUUUAAUUGGCAACGCCGGUGUGGGGAAGACCUGCUUGGUGCGACGCUUCACCCAGGGGCUUUUCCCACCAGGCCAAGGAGCCACGAUUGGGGUUGACUUCAUGAUUAAAACCGUGGAGAUAAAUGGUGAAAAAGUAAAGCUGCAGAUCUGGGACACGGCGGGACAAGAGCGAUUCCGCUCCAUAACGCAGAGCUACUACCGCAGCGCCAACGCCUUGAUACUGACCUACGACAUCACCUGCGAGGAGUCCUUCCGCUGCCUCCCCGAGUGGCUGCGGGAAAUCGAGCAGUACGCCAGCAACAAGGUCAUCACCGUGCUAGUGGGUAAUAAGAUUGAUUUAGCUGAUAAGAGGGAAGUCUCCCAGCAGAGAGCGGCGGAGUUCUCGGAGGCGCAGGACAUGUACUAUCUGGAAACCUCGGCGAAAGAAUCGGAUAAUGUGGAAAAACUCUUCCUGGACUUAGCCUGCCGGCUGAUCAGCGAGGCACGGCAGAACACCCUGGUGAACAAUGUCUCAUCCCCCUUACCAGGAGAGGGGAAAAGUAUCAGCUAUUUGACUUGCUGUAAUUUUAAUUAAAGAGCUGGCAUGCGAUUCCCCAUCCGCCAUGGGCCCUGAAGAUUUUUCGUCGGGAUAUGUCUCCUUGGAGGGAAUUCCACCUUGACCCAUCUGACUUCCUCGCAGUCAGGUCGCAGACCUAGAAGCAUGGCAGGCUGACAGCUCCAGCUGCAUGGCAACGUAGCAGAAUAUAACGUGGUUCAAAUUUAAUUUUUCUUGCAGUCUCUGGAGUGGGUUAGGGGAAAGGAGAGUUGCACAAGCGCUUCAUGUGAUGCAGAAAAUGAGCUAUCGCGUUUCCUUCUGGGGGAGAUUAGAGCAACCUCUCUUGGGGAAGAUUUGGAAGAGGUCAAAAUCUCUCUUACAGAACAAUGUGUUUGUUCCUUUUUAAAAGAAGAAAAAAACCAACAAUGAGCACUGACCCAGGACUGCGCUGGCAAUCAUCCGCGCUGCCAGCUGAGUGAAUUCUUGGGACGUGUAUAUAGUGUCUUUGUGGAGGAAGGUGUUUGAAAUAGUGUUAUGUCUCUCAUCUACAGGCACUUUCAUGAACAUGGAAUAAAAAAAAAAAAGGUUGUAUAUCUCAACAUUUUCAAACAGCAGUUUGAGAAGACAUGGAUACGGCUCAGUUGCUCCCUUUGGUGCUAGCAGUUCAGCAAAUGUUCCAUAGACCAAAUGUAGUCUUACUACAUUGCUGUCCUCUGAAUGUGUAACCUAGACUGAUUAGGAAAAGAACACUAAUAAGCACUGUUCAUUAAAAUCUCAUUACCUCUUUUUCUAGGCCUGAUCAUAGCGAGAAAUGACUGUGCUUCUUUGAUAUCCAAUGCAGGAUGAAAAGACUGCCCAGAAUUAUAAUAAACAUGUAGAUGAGAAAAUGUCCCUCCUCUAAUUGGUAACGUCCAAAAGUGAGAAAUGCCCUGGGAAACGUUAUUGGCGGAACUGCAGAAGUGCACCAGACAUGACCAAAAUGUUCUGCGUGCGCUGAUUGUGCAGAAGGGUUCAAAGAGAGCACAGUUCAAGUGGCAGCCUGCAAUAUGCCUCGGUUAAAAAUAAAGCUUGUAGAUAAAGUUCCUGCUGGAAAGGCAGGCAUACCAUUUUGUAGAGAUUUUCUUUUUUUAAUGCUAAAUGGAAAUAGCAACAGGUUGCAAGUGGCAUCGUUCUAUGUCUGACGCAUCUGGCGAUCACCUUGUGGAACUGUUCUCUAAGAAGUCCUUGAAGGUAUCUUCUUGACCUCUCCUCUCUGCUAGAGUAGCUUUCACAUUCAGGGCUGUAGAGUCAUUUAAUUUACUUGAUGCUUAGUGCUCUUAAUCUCAGACUCCAGCGUAUGCGUGACUAUUUAGGCAUUUUCUUUCUCCAAAACCCCUGAAGUGGAAGCGUUCUGGAAUUUGUGUUACACCUCUAGUGCCAUAUGUGAAUGAUGCAAAUUUACACGCUGACUUGAAAGCAAAAUGGGAGGGUAUUGAAUGCGCACAUGGAAAGUGAUUUUUAGAAGUUUGAGUUCAGUUUAGCUGAUCCGGAUAUAUCUCUCUGUGCAAUUACAUGGCUGUGAUAUGCUGUAAUUUAAAGUUAAUCACCUUAAUAUCAUUUGGCAUUUACUGAAGACUAUAACAGAGCUUUUGUAUUGACAUGAAAGCUGCCAGUAAGUUCCUCUUGAAAAUAAUAAUAAAAAAGAAAAGUGGCAUUUUGAAA
Messenger RNA from Numida meleagris (helmeted guineafowl), 2690 nucleotides. It is a transcript of the gene RAB30, whose product is annotated as RAB30, member RAS oncogene family. The coding region runs from base 417 to 1028 and encodes 203 amino acids. Gene Ontology annotation, cellular component: trans-Golgi network. NCBI's taxonomy places the organism in Eukaryota, Metazoa, Chordata, Aves, Galliformes, Numididae. Gene Ontology annotation, biological process: Rab protein signal transduction. The record is from RefSeq and is a predicted model, not a curated record. The transcript has 6 exons. Gene Ontology annotation, molecular function: GTPase activity; GTP binding.